GGCAUGGCCGUCAAUGUGUAUUCCACGUCUGUGACGAGCGAGAACCUGAGCCGCCAUGACAUGCUUGCGUGGGUCAACGACUCGCUGCAGCUCAGUUACACCAAGAUCGAGCAGCUGUGCUCAGGUGCCGCCUACUGCCAGUUCAUGGACAUGCUGUUCCCGGGCUGCGUCCACCUGCGGAAGGUGAAGUUCCAGGCCAAGCUGGAGCACGAGCACAUCCACAACUUCAAGGUGCUGCAGGCCGCCUUCAAGAAGAUGGGCGUGGACAAGAUCAUCCCGGUGGAGAGGCUAGUGAAGGGGAAGUUCCAGGACAACUUUGAGUUCAUCCAGUGGUUCAAGAAGUUUUUCGACGCCAACUACGACGGGAAGGAGUACAACCCGCUCCUGGCGAGGCAAGGCCAGGAGGUGGUGCCCUCCCCAAACCCAGGUGAUCAGAUCUUCAGCAAACCCAAGAAACCCCUUGGCACUGCAGUUCCACAGAGGACCUCCCCAACGGGCCCCAAGAACCUGCAGAACCCGGUCCGGAUGAAUGUCGCGCCCAGCAAUAUUGUGCGGAAAAACCCUCUGUCGGCCCGGAACGGGGGCAGUGAAGCGGACGCCCAGAUCCUGGAGCUCAACCAGCAGCUGAUGGACCUGAAGCUGACCGUGGACGGGCUGGAGAAGGAGCGCGACUUCUACUUCAGCAAGCUGCGCGAUAUCGAGCUGAUCUGCCAGGAGCACGAGAGCGAGAACAGCCCAAUCAUUUCGGGCAUCAUCAGCAUCCUGUACGCCACAGAGGAAGGUUUUGCCCCUCCGGAGGACGACGAGCUGGACGAGCAACAUCCGGAAGACCAGGACGAAUACUAGCCGGGCCUCACGUGCUGGCCGGCCCGCCCGCCCGCCCACCCGCUUGCUCGCUCGCUCGCUGCCCCGCCAUUGCAGACCGCCCCACGCUCCUCGCCGACCACGGACACUCGCGGCUGCGUUGCGCAGCCUCGCCCUGCAGUCACACAUUAUAGCAGGUUUCUACCAACCCGAGAGGCCCACGGUGCGUUCCGUCUGUUCCGCAGGCCCUGU
Messenger RNA from Varanus komodoensis (Komodo dragon), 1056 nucleotides. It is a transcript of the gene MAPRE3, whose product is annotated as microtubule associated protein RP/EB family member 3. NCBI's taxonomy places the organism in Eukaryota, Metazoa, Chordata, Lepidosauria, Squamata, Varanidae. The transcript has 6 exons. Gene Ontology annotation, biological process: spindle assembly; regulation of microtubule polymerization or depolymerization; protein localization to microtubule plus-end. Gene Ontology annotation, cellular component: cytoplasmic microtubule; spindle midzone; microtubule organizing center. Gene Ontology annotation, molecular function: microtubule plus-end binding. The record is from RefSeq and is a predicted model, not a curated record. Bases 4 to 846 code for a protein of 280 amino acids.